Thermochaetoides thermophila DSM 1495 is the source of this 576-nucleotide messenger RNA. RefSeq lists its product as uncharacterized. Lineage: Eukaryota; Fungi; Ascomycota; Sordariomycetes; Sordariales; Chaetomiaceae. The transcript has a single exon. Bases 1 to 576 code for a protein of 191 amino acids. The record is from RefSeq and is a predicted model, not a curated record.
AUGGCCCGCAACAAGAACCACCGUGGCGUCGACGCCACCAUCACUGCCGUUCCUUCUUCCUCCCCCAACGGUACUACCACAACCACAACCGCUAGUACAAGCAAACCCCUACCCAACUCCCCACCUGUGCCCCCAGUCCCCGAAGUCGAGGUCGAACCCAAGCGCCCGGGCACCUCCGGCACGGAGGCUGCCCUUACUCUCUCUCGGCGUACGGCCUCGGAGCGCCUGCGCCAGGCGCAACGGGCCGAGCGCACAUACAAGGCAAAGAAGCGGGCGGCCAUGGCCCGCGCUAACCGCGCCGAGGCCGCCGCUCACUUGCGACAGGCGAUGCAGCACUUCAAGCUGGGCGUGAAGCUUGCUUUAGCAGCCGUUAAGGGUGUCCCGUACAUUCUGAGGGAGAAGCGUGAGGUUGCGAAGAGGAGGCGCGAGGAGAAAGAGCGGAAGAAGGUCGAAGAGAAGAGAAGGAAGCUGGAUGAAAAACUGGCUGCUGCCGAGGCAGCCCUUGCAGAGUCCAAGUCUAGGAAGGAGAAGGUCCAAGAAGAGGGCACUGAAGGAAAAGAGGAGGAUGCUUACUAA